UGCAUUCAAAAUCGCGCCAGUGGCGGAUAGGACGGUCCCAUCCAUCGCUGACUUACUUGGUGCUUGAUCAUACGCCUACGAAGUAUCUUACCUUUCAGCCCCAUUGGUAUAUUACGAUCCACGUACGCCCUGACCACGGAAGCCCUCGGAAUUCGCAACCGAACGCAUACUACAAUCCCUGACCGGCACUUCUUGAGUAUGACUUCGAAGCUUCCGGGCGCCAAGUAUUCUGACCUCCCAAGAGUGAAGCGAGUAUCGCUUCAUUUAGAUGCCCAUUCCAAGAAACGUCGCAAAAUCGAUCAGGCUUCCGAUCCUCGAUCACCUUUGGUGCAACCUGCGUGCAAUCCAAAGCAACCUGUCACCUUCAACAUACCAUUCAGCGUCCCUGGCUUAGUUCUGGUAUGUGGCGUUGGCGACACUGGUCAGCUUGGACUAGGGCCUGAUAUAACCCAACGGUCUAGGCCAUCCCGAUUCGGUAGCACGAGCUUAACUGCACUUGGAGUGGACGAAGUCGGUCUUGAGUCACUCACUGUCCAAGUAUGUGCCGGUGGUAUGCAUACAGUUUGUUUAACCUCGGGAGGUCGUGUCCUGACCUUCGGAUGCAACGACGAGGGAGCCAUUGGCCGGAAGACAUCCGAAUCUGUUUCAGCUUCUGGAUCUCCAGCCCCACCAAAAGAACCACAUUUAGAGGCAUCGAAAUGUUCCCCGAACGAGCACGGAGAUCCUGUUGCAGACGAAACCCGACCUGCAUACGUUUCCUUGCCUCCGGGCAUCAAAAUUCGCAUGGUAUCUGCAGGUGAUAGCCACACUGCCGCCCUAGAUUCCGAUGGACAAGUAUGGAUAUGGGGCACGUUCCGCGGUCCUAAUGGUCCUAUUGGCUUGACACAACCCGGGGAAAUUAGCAUGACUCCAAAGCGAUUGCUUGCUCCUCCAUCGGUCUCCGUCCAGUCAGACCCACGAUCUGCUUCGACCUCCUCGUCGAGCAGUUCUCACUUGAUGCCUGGGAUACGUGUCAUCAAGAUUGCAUCAGGACAAGAUCAUUUGGUUUGCCUAACAGAGGAAGGACGUCUUUAUACAAUGGGCUGUGGAGAACAAGGUCAACUCGGCCGCAUUGCAGAGCGUUUCGCUCGCACAGGCGGACGAUCUGGCAUAGGCGCUCUCCUCCAUCCAACCGAGUGCCGUGUCCGUGGUUCCGUUCGCUUCUCAGACGUAUGGGCUGGAGGCUAUGCGACCUUCGCUCGUUGUCAGGCGUCUGGUAGCAUUUACGCUUGUGGCCUGAAUAACUACGGUCAAUUGGGACUCAAAAAGCCCAUUACGCGCACUGCUGUGGCGAAUUCCAGCACCCACAACGGUGGGGGUCUGGAUGACGAUGAAGAGGAUGUGAUGGAAAGCCAUGAGGAUGUCGCUGAAGAUGCUGAUCUUUCCAUAGAUGCAGUACGAGUACUUACGGAUCGGAAUGAAGCGGACAAGUCAGAAGCCGCUCUGAUUACGCGACAAGGACCGCUCGUACAAUUCAUGCUCACUCGUGCUCGUGGAUUUGCUCCAGACAGAGACUGGAAACAAUUUGCGGUUAGUGUUCACCACACCCUAGCCCUGGAUGCCGCCGGUCAUGUCUACUCCAUCGGCCGCUCGGAUUAUGGUCGCUUGGGUCUGGGGAAAUCCGUUUCGUCCGGUAGCAUCCCGGUUUCACAGCCAACCAUGGUGCAAGGACUCUUGUCCAAUCGCACCUGCUGUUGGGUUGGUUGUGGAGAGGCGUGCUCCUUUGCUGUGGACACUGAAGGUACUGCCUACUCCUGGGGCAUGGGAAGUAAUCAACAAUUGGCAAACGGCGAUGGCGACGAUGAUGAGGACUGUUGCGAGCCUGGGAUCAUCAAAGGCAAGCAGAUUCAGCAUCGGCAUGUGUCCAUGGUGGAUGCUGGAGGUCAACACACUGUUCUGUUGGUACACUCGACGCCACCCGUUUUGCCGGAACCACAGCCCGGUGAUGCCCUCACGACUGACACUACAUCUGAAGCCACCAUGGACAUGGGUCCAGACGCGGUGGGAACCUCAACUGAGAUCAACGGGAUGGACAUUGAUCCCCUCCCACCUGUCGAUUUUCCCAUGGAUGCAAAAGCCAUUGACAGCCUUUCGGCACAAUUAAGCGCACAAACUGCCGACAAGGCAACUGUCGAUUCAGACCCACUUCCUCUGGACUCUUCCGCUGCCCCCAUGUUGGUCCCUCCUGCUGGUUCCGGCGUACCACUAGCAAGACGCAUUCGCCAUUUGAGCCCUUGUUCCCUCACGUUGCGAGCACCCGGUGGUGACAGCAACACAGGCAGCACGGCUGGAGCGACGGUUAAUAGCAGUGUGCACAGUUCAGCCAUCUCUGAUACCAGUUCCAUUGGAUCGUGUGCUUCGAACACGAGUACCAGCAGCCAACUGAACAGCGCUAAGAGCACCGACGGCGGCGGAACUAGUCGGUGUGGUUCAUUUGACACCUACAGUGGAUAAGAAGGCGUAGGCGAUGUGCACACUUGGGGACAUGUCAUUCGUUUCACGCAGUAACUGCGGAUACACCAAUAUGCUUUUUUCUCUGCAUUCAACUCGAUAGAAGGAGUGGAAACUUUCCUCUUCGUCAUCGUAUACUAAUGUGUUCCCAGAGACAGAUGUUCCCAAACAUUGACUAUUCGUCGUUGGUUGUGUGAAUGAGGCAAAUGACCACUGUUCAGACUUUUAGAUGGAGUGCCUGCGGCUAAAUCUUACUCUUUGUUUAUCCUACAUACAUCCCCUCUCAACUGCACGAAUCAACACGAUACAGGUUAGCUGCUCACGCUACCAGCGCGCGAGGCGUGUUGCAUGUACCCAGCUCGUUUUUCAAUUUCUUUCCAACACUAAAGAAAAUCUGUAUCAAAUCAAACGAGCCAGACCAGGUCACUGAUGCGGCACUAUUCUACAGUUCACAGAUGUAUCUGUAUCCACACUGUCUAGGCUGCACUCCGUCUUAUCUGCAAACUCCUUUUCGUAUGAAUUCAGUCCUUUGUCAACGAUGACUACGACAAGCACGACUUUCCUAACGGGUUCUCUCCUUUUUGCUUUUUCUUUGUCAUCGGGUUGGAAACACGGAAAAUGUGUUGGUGUAUCCUUCAAGUCUACGUGAACCGGUACCCCGAGUGACCUCAGUGUGUAAUUGCCAUCUUCCACGUGUGCAUAUUUCAUACCUCAUCCGAACUUUUGACGUAUAACUUCAUUUGCUGUGGAAUCUCUGUAACCUUGUCAGAUUAUAAUGUUUUUCAUUUACACUAUCGUGUCAUAACAGUGUGCAUAUUUCUCUUGUAUUCUUAUUUGUUUUGCUGUUCCAUCUUUAAUUUGCCAGAUGCGAUCGCGUGUUUGGGCUGUUUGAGUCCAUGUGUUACCGGUUAUCGUGCCUGAGCAACAAGAGAUCCACAUCUGGUCUCACACGCGCUAUGACAGCCUAGGUUUCCAUCUAGUGUCUACGGUCGGCCCAGUGUAUUGGAGUUAGGCCAUUCGGAAACCACUUUAUCAUGCUUUUUGUGCAUCCCAAUCGUUACUCAACUGUUUGAUGCGCUAAUGAUCUUUCUUUACUGUGCUUUACCAUGGGUUUUCUCGCAAUU
Molecule: messenger RNA, 3614 nt
Organism: Dicrocoelium dendriticum
Lineage: Eukaryota; Metazoa; Platyhelminthes; Trematoda; Plagiorchiida; Dicrocoeliidae
Source: the annotation of a GenBank genome assembly